GCCUGGGAGCGCGCGAGGCCUCACGUCUGCGCGCCCACGCACCCGCCCGCACUCCCGGGAAGUCUCGCGAUGCCAUAGCCGUCUGCUCCCGCUGCGAGUGGCUCUGGCUGUUGCUGUGGUUGCCCGAGUUGGUGCUGCUGCUGGUGCGGCGGCGGUGGUGCUGGUGGAGGUGUCGGCCCUUGGGCGGAUGUUGACAUUGUGUUGUUGUUACUGCUGACGGUAAUGGCGGCGUCGGCGAGGGCCGAGAUCCCGUCUCCUCUGUAGCCUGUGUUGAGACAGUCAAGAGCCAACUCCGGGGCCUCUGAGCCCGCGGCAGCGACUCCGUUCAGCCUCCGCUGCCUCGUCGCCCAUCUCCCGGCCGCAGUCCCUGGAGCCAGGGCCCUUUGGGCAGGGGUCUCGGAGGUUCAGGAUGGCGGAUUUCGACGAGAUCUAUGAGGAGGAGGAGGACGAGGAGCGGGCCCUGGAGGAGCAGUUGCUCAAGUACUCGCCGGACCCGGUGGUGGUCCGCGGCUCCGGGCAUGUCACCGUAUUUGGACUAAGCAACAAGUUUGAAUCAGAAUUCCCUUCUUCAUUAACUGGAAAAGUAGCUCCUGAAGAAUUUAAAGCCAGCAUCAACAGAGUUAACAGUUGUCUUAAGAAGAACCUUCCUGUUAAUGUACGUUGGCUCCUUUGUGGCUGCCUUUGUUGCUGCUGCACAUUAGGUUGCAGUAUGUGGCCAGUUAUUUGUCUCAGUAAAAGAACACGAAGAUCGAUUGAGAAGUUAUUAGAAUGGGAAAACAAUAGGUUAUACCACAAGCUGUGCUUGCACUGGAGACUGAGCAAAAGGAAAUGUGAAACGAAUAACAUGAUGGAAUAUGUCAUCCUGAUAGAAUUUUUACCAAAGACACCGAUUUUUCGACCAGAUUAGCAUUUACUUUAUUUAUAGAGACUUUCCAAGUAUGUUGUCUUUCCAAUGGUGCCUUGCUUGGUGCUCUUCUGGUGGUGACAUAACAUUGGUUCUACAGAAUCGUGUGGUGUUUUUUUCUGUUUUUUUUUUUUUUAAAUAACCGCAUGUUCUAAGUGUGCAUUUUUGUCAAACUUUGCAACAGUUAUUUCAUACAGAUGUUUAAUACUUAAGUUAUUGUGCUCUUUUCUGUUAUGUAUUCUGAUUUUCAAGGAUUACUUUUUUGUAUUAUCAAACAAAAUACAUUUGAACUUAGCAUAAAAA
Phyllostomus hastatus (greater spear-nosed bat) is the source of this 1207-nucleotide messenger RNA. It is a transcript of the gene CHIC2, whose product is annotated as cysteine rich hydrophobic domain 2. The coding region runs from base 410 to 907 and encodes 165 amino acids. NCBI's taxonomy places the organism in Eukaryota, Metazoa, Chordata, Mammalia, Chiroptera, Phyllostomidae. The transcript has 6 exons. The record is from RefSeq and is a predicted model, not a curated record.